AUGUCAAUUCUGUCAUUGUUCUGGAAUCGACUACUUGAUCCGCUACCCGGGAGGUCGGGAGGCGAAACGUCGACGGAGAGUAAGCAACAUUUGCUUCCCAAAGAUGAGGUCUCCGAAGUUCCACUUCGUAGUGGUAUAAUAGCCACAAACCUUGUUAUUACGGUAAUUGCUAUGUCAAUUUGGGGCCUGGUCGCAUUUUCAGCGGGCUUUGUGGUGGGAAACACACAGCGCGUUGGUAAAUGGGGAACAUUUGAGCAUGGAUUUUUAGAAGAACAGGUUGUCACGUCGUCCGACAUAUUCGAACUCACUCGAAGAGUAUUUACGGGAGGUGUGGAUUUCAGCCCAGACGGUACAGAGAUUCUUGGGCAUUCCAAUUAUGUCGGCGAACCUACAGCAGAGAUUGAUGCAGCGUGGAAUGCCAUCAUCGGCGGCGAAUCCCACUACAUUUCGAUCUCUGAAGAAGAAGCAGUCACGCUCUGGGGUGCCGACUCGAACAAGUACAGAGACAGGAUUAGGGGUGGAUGGACUGGAACGCUCGACGUGUUUCAUUGCCUGCAUUGCUUAAAUCAACUGAGAAAGGCUCUGAGGCGAGAUAUCUACCCAGAAGAAGAAUUUCGCGGAAUGACACAUCAAUGUGAUACAGUGUCAGGCUACGAGUGUCAUCUCUCCAAGUGA
Neoarthrinium moseri is the source of this 675-nucleotide messenger RNA. RefSeq lists its product as uncharacterized. The coding region runs from base 1 to 675 and encodes 224 amino acids. The record is from RefSeq and is a predicted model, not a curated record. Lineage: Eukaryota; Fungi; Ascomycota; Sordariomycetes; Amphisphaeriales; Apiosporaceae. The transcript is spliced from 5 exons. Gene Ontology annotation, biological process: mycotoxin biosynthetic process.